GUCCUGUGGGAUCCUUAAAAGGACGCAGCGGCUUUCACUUUGGGUUGCUUCUGCGAAGCCUCUAAUUCGCUCACUCCUUUUCUGAGUCCUCGGUCGCUGCCGCCGCCACCAUGUCCUGUCCGAUGCCACAACGCCGGGCCGUGAACACGGUGCUGGGCGCCAUGGAGUUUGGGCGCCGCAUGGACCAAGCCUCUAGUGCCGCGUCCAUGCGCGCCUUCCUGGAUCAGGGCUACAAUGAGAUCGACACGGCUUUCUACUAUGCUGAUGGCCAGUCGGAGACCAUCCUGGGCGGCUUGGGACUCGGGCUGGGCCGCAGCGACUGCAAAGUGAAAAUUGCCACCAAGGCGCUGCCAUAUAAUGGGCAGACACUGAAGCCUGAGAGUGUGCGGUAUCAGCUGGAAACUUCACUGAAGCGGCUGCAGUGUCCACGGGUGGACAUCUUCUACCUGCACAUGCCUGACCACAACACCCCCAUAGAAGAGACGCUGCGUGCCUGCCAUGAGCUGCACAAGGAGGGCAAGUUCGUGGAGCUGGGUGUGUCCAACUACUCCUCCUGGGAGGUAGCUGAGAUCUGCACCCUGUGCAAGAAGAAUGGCUGGAUCCAGCCCACCGUGUACCAGGGCACAUAUAGCGCCAUAGCCCGGAUGGGAGAGAAGGAGCUGUUCCCCUGUCUCAGGCACUUUGGAUUGAGGUUCUAUGCCUACAGCCCUUUGGCCGGUGGGCUGCUGACUGGCAAGUUCAAGUUUGAGGACAAGGAUGAAAAAAAGACUGAGGGUCGCUACUUUACAGAUCCUUGGGCCGAAGUCCUCAAGAACAUCUACUGGAAGGAGGAACACUUCAAGGGCAUCGCCCUGGUGCAGAAGGCCCUGCAGGCUGCGUAUGGAUCCAGCGCCCCCAGCUUGACCUCAGCUGCCAUUCGCUGGAUAUACCACCACUCCCAGCUGAAGGGCACCCACGGGGACGCGGUCAUCCUGGGCAUGUCCAGCCUGCAGCAGCUGGAGACGAACCUGGCGGCCGUGAAGGAGGGGCCCCUGAAGUCAGAAGUCGUGGAGGCCUUUGAAGAAGCCUGGAAACUUGCUGUCCCUAAAGCUGCCAACUACUACUUCUAGGCCCUGAGUGUUAAAGGCUGCACUGGGUGUUAAAGGUCCACGUGUCAACCCCUUGUUCUCUCCCCUGACCCCCCCUGUCUUCCGCUGACUGGCUGUGGUCUCUGAAGACUUCUGGUCCCUGCCUUUUCCUCCCCUGCCUUGUGUCUUCACUUGGGAGGCUGAGGCCGAGCCCCACACAGCACGUCCUGUGGAAUAAAGCUGCCCUGCCCUAGCUGCAGGCUAGGCUCGGGUGAGCCCAC
Messenger RNA from Ochotona curzoniae (black-lipped pika), 1348 nucleotides. RefSeq names its product aflatoxin B1 aldehyde reductase member 3-like. Gene Ontology annotation, molecular function: oxidoreductase activity. The transcript has 7 exons. The coding region runs from base 111 to 1109 and encodes 332 amino acids. The record is from RefSeq and is a predicted model, not a curated record. NCBI's taxonomy places the organism in Eukaryota, Metazoa, Chordata, Mammalia, Lagomorpha, Ochotonidae.